AUGGAUCACGAUGUCCGCCAUUCUAUAGCACAGGAAGGGGACGACGGGGCGGCUGCUAGGGCUGAUGCCUCGCCAGGAGAGGCACAGCGAGCGGUUUCUUCCUUCUACUGUCUGCCUGCCAAAGUCAUCGAGCAGAUUCUAUAUACCGUGGAUGCGAAUACAUUCGCGUCUCUAGCCCUUUUGAACCGCCAAUGGAGGCGGAUAUCGGACACCCCAGAGCUCUACGCCCAUCAUAUAUCCCGAUGUCCUCUCUUCUCAGUGACGCGAGACGUCAUCGCUGAUCCCUUGCGGCCACAAGACUUGCCCUUAUUGAAGAGGACAUUCGCUCGAGAAAUCCGACGAAAUGCCUUUGAAGUGUUCCUUCGACCCACAAAAACCCUAGUCAGUCUGAUUUCGACGUCGACCGGCUCCUCCACUGCACUUCCCCAGGGCGAGGCUCUGAAGUUUUCCUUCUCCCCCAAUGGACAGAUCCUGCUCUGCCUCAGCUCGUCGAGAAUCUUCGUGCUCGAUGUCGCAUCACCUCGGAUUACGGUGAUGCAUGAAUUGAAGACUCUGAGAAUGCCUCUGGCGGCGACGAUUCUCGACGAUGGCAAGCUCCUUGCCGUGGUCUCGUCUAGGCACCAGGUGAAUAUCUACCAUCUUUCUAAGGAAGAGGCACAACAUGUCCAGAGCUUCACUCUGAACGACGUCCCUCGAGCCCUUACCCUGUCCCCAACCGGAAGUGUUCUCGCCGUCGCGUACGAUGGAAGUAUCGAAGUAUACGCCUUGGGAGAGAACGACCUCGCAACGCAGCGAAGAGCGGUGCGUUGUAUCGGAGUCGACACCCUCUCAUUCACCUCCGACGGGACCAUGCUGAUCGGAUCAUCUGUGGACCCCUCCAGGGCGGAGGUCGUCACGAUUACGGCCUCCUUUCCCACAGAUUCCGCGGUGGAUGUUGGCUCAAGUAAUGCACAGGGUCAGAUUUGGACAACUCAGAUACUCUUCCCCGAAACGAUUUCGGGCUACAGUCAUGUGUCUCUGUUUCCUGGUCAUGUCGGAGGCGAGGACAAUUGGAUUGUAGGAUUUGACCACGAGAUCGGGGCAUUCCGUGCGGUUCGAGCAAACGAUGCGAAAACGGGGGCUACGUUCUUCAUUGGACCGACAUCCAAUGAUGGGUUACAGGAACCACAACCGGCUCUUAGUCCAGCAGUGGACCCCAACGGUGAACUUGUUGCUUUAGCAUUCCAAGGUUGUGGGGUUUGGUUGUACGGGCUGCCUGAUCACGUCGGUCUUACUCCAUUGGAAGCGAAUGGGACCCUCGGCGUGAACGGCACGCGGAUCUUCACGCAGUCGUCCCCUGAUUCCCCUUCAGAUGAUGCUCUGAUAGCGGAUGGGACCAACUUUCGCCGACUGCAGAGGGAGAUUACUCAGCCAAGCCUGCUGAUUCGCGGUUAUAAAGUGGCCGACAUUCCCGGGCUGACGGCAGCUCGUUGGGUUGGGCAACGCUCCUCUGCUGAGAGCACUGGUCCAGGCUGUCACAGGCUAGUCGCCGUGGCUCCGGGCGGUGUCAUCUCCUCGUCCUUGGGGGAUGAGGCCAUUCCGGCCGAUGGUGGAAGGAUCUUUAUCUUUGACUUUGAGCCUUCGCCAAGGGACGGCGGGUCAGUGGAGGUAACUCUGGAGUUGGGAGAGGCCGAACCCAAAAUUCUAAAAGAGCAGAAUGCGAACCUUGAACAAGAAGUGGAGCUGGAGAGGAGGAGAACGCAGCUACGUCGCGGUGUCGUCGGCUCGCCGCGCUCUAACGUUGGGGAUAGACCAGGGAGCCUUUCUCGUCAAUCCUUCCCGAUCGCUAGGAGCAGCUCGCAGAAAUUUGCACACAGCAGCCAACGGGGGAGUCGUUCCCAGGCGAGCUCGCCAAUCGGGGAGGAGUUUGGAGACCUCACACUGUUUCUCGAUGGUCCUUACAGCAACACCGCGCCACGGUCUCGAGAUACGCUACAUCGCGCGGCUACAGCUGCGGCAGCUAGUCGUAGGAACCAGGCUCGAUAUCGCGCCCAGGAGAAUUCCGAUCCAGUCGAACCGCAGAUUCCCCAUGAAAGCGAUGCAGACAACUGGGUUCCUCCGCCUCCUCCGUAUACGCGAGACCCGGAAGAGCCUCUUCCUGAGCACAUCAGGCGACUUCUUCUUCCGACCAUGAUGGAACCGGCUGGAACGGUCAUGGACGCGCCUGUCGAAAUCCGGAGGGCCCAUACGACAGUUGAUGACACGAUGGGCGAAGAGAGUGGGCGACCCCGGACUCGUCUUGAACGAAUCGGCUCCAUCAGUGGAUCUAGGCUUCUCAGACGGAGGCGGAGUGCUCGAGGGACAUCGAAUGCUGGAGAUGUUCCGGCCAGCAGACGCAUGAGCCUGCGGCUCAGUAGGCGGGAGUCAAUCUUUGGUACAACCACGUCACAGCCCACUCUACAAGCUCCAGGAACAGAACAAAUUCCCCCGGUUCCUCCAGUGCCUCCAGUUCCUUCAGCUGCCCCAAUUCCUUCCGUCGCGCCCGUUCCGCCUGUUCCUCCAGUCCCCCCAGUCCCACAAGUUCCUAUUCCUGGUCUUUCUCCGCUACCGCCAACUACUGCCGGUACUUUUACUACUCAAUCAACCGGUCCUCAGAGGAGGAAAUCGCAAUUCCGCUCUUCACGUUUGACUGCGGGCCUUCUGCAUCGGGCAGGGAGCCGAACUGGGAGGCGGGAUCAGGCGCAAGAGUCGGGAAAUAUUCCCGGGAUUGAUAGAAGCCAUUCAAGAGCGAGUCAUACGUUUGCCCAAUCGUCACCUCACCUCCCCCUGGGAGAAUCGACUGUGCACCGGAUGAACACAAUCCUCAGUUCCGACUAUCGAGGCGGCCAGGGUGAUGUCCACCGGUCCCGUUCUCGGUCAGAGGACAUCCAAUCGCCCCUGCGACUGACUCAGGAGAAUAUCCAGAGUCUGCAGCAGACAGAGGCAGGUCAGAACCUGUUUGCACGACCCAACCCAGACGAGCACCGUAAUUGGCAGGCCGCAGAGAUGGAAGCGUGGCGGGCGCGCAUCGAGCAGUGGAAUCUCCAAACGAUCAACGAGAGACGCAAGAGCCGCAGCAAAUGCACGGUUAUGUAG
This is a messenger RNA of Rasamsonia emersonii CBS 393.64, 3114 nucleotides long. RefSeq names its product F-box domain protein. Lineage: Eukaryota; Fungi; Ascomycota; Eurotiomycetes; Eurotiales; Trichocomaceae. The transcript is spliced from 2 exons. The coding region runs from base 1 to 3114 and encodes 1037 amino acids. Gene Ontology annotation, molecular function: protein binding. The record is from RefSeq and is a predicted model, not a curated record.